AAUGGUUAUGAACUGCCUGGUUGGGUUGCUGGUGGUGUGCGUGGGACUUGUUCAAGGAAGCUCGGAGCUCAUCUUAGGAAAGGCCCGGAAAGAAGUGAAUCUGAACUGUACCGGAGAAAAUGUUACCUGGAAGAAAAAGGAAAACAUCUCCUCCAUUGAGUUCAAGAAUCUUGAGAAAGACGACAACUUGGUUCGGUCUGGGAACGUGCUGACCAUCAAAAGGCUGGUUGACGAGAACCUCGGGAUCUACGGGUGCUUUGACCAGGAGGACAAUCUCAUCAAGGAGUUCGACGUAGCGCUUGUCUUCAGAAUGAAGAAGCUUCCCUUGUCUGUUGCUGUAGAUAUCGGUGGAAAUACUAAAGAAGAUAUCAAAUGCGUUGUAACGGGAGUCCAUGAGGUUGAAUUCCGUUGGUUUACCCGACCUGAAAUGUCUGAACCUGAAAGUGAGUUGACCCCACUGUGUGGAGUAGUUAACGAUAAUUGUCCAGAGGAGAUUAGACCAAACACUGAGGAGGUUAAAGAUUCUAAGAAAUCCACGACUCCGAAGCCUGUCCUGCCACUCCUGGAACGAAUCACCAUCACAAACGGCAUUGGUGAGGAAGGAGAAGUGUACUCCCUGCUCCAGGUAGAUAAUGCUCAGCUGACGGAUAGAGCUGUUUAUUCCUGCCGAGCUAUUGCUGUUGAUAAUAAGGAUGUGUUGAAUAUCAACUGUGAAGAUGAGAUCUACUGUGAGGAAUCUGAGACUAUUCUCCGUGUGAAAGAUCCUCUAGCUGCUCUCUGGCCCUUUAUUGGGAUUGUCGCGGAGGUCAUUGUUCUCUGUCUUGUUAUCUUUAUCUGUGAGAAAAGGCAAAAGGAGGGGAAGGAGGAUGAACCAGAAGAUGAUAAUGGGUAUGCAGGGAAUAAUCUGUCUUCCAACAGCAGCUUGAGACAGCGGAAAUAAAUAAUCAGCCUUGAACAGUUGGCCGUUUAAAGCUAGCAGCCUGAUCCUGGACCAGUUAGCUGAUAAUAGCUAUCGGCUUGAUCCUGGACCAGUUAGCCAGCUUGAUCCUGGACCAGUUUGCUUAUUAUUGCUAUCAGCCUGAUCCUGGACCAGUUAGCUGAUUAAAGCUACCAGCCUGACCCUUGACCUGUUAGCUGAUUAAAGCAAUCAGCCAGCUAGCUGAUAAAAGCACGACUAGCAAGCUGAUUAAAAGCCUUCAAUCCUAUGCUAAUUUAUCAAUUAUCAUAAAACAAAUUUACUUAUCAUCCCUAAACUAUCAGUUCAAUUAUAGUAACUUAACUAAUGAUUAUUUGAACUAGUAUG
Messenger RNA from Eurytemora carolleeae, 1303 nucleotides. RefSeq lists its product as uncharacterized. Lineage: Eukaryota; Metazoa; Arthropoda; Copepoda; Calanoida; Temoridae. The record is from RefSeq and is a predicted model, not a curated record.